GCAAGCAUGUGAGGACACUGAGGAGGAAGACGCAUGCAAAAGUUCUGUCAGUCAGUCAGUCAGCGUAUACACACAAAACACCAUUUCGGCUCCCCCCCCCCCACAUAUAAACACUCAACCACAAGCAGAGAGAGCCAGAAAAAGGGUAGAAAGCCAAACAAACACGCCUCAGAGUCUGACCAGCCCAGCUGCACUGUCUGUGUAAUUCACCCACACCCACCCCUCACACCACUCGCACACUUGGGGCGUCUGUCUGUCUGUCUCGCGAAAAGUUCCCCAGGCCACCCCGACGCCACACCUCUGCUGCGAUCGAUCGAUCUCCGCCCUGCCCUGCCCCGCCCCCUGCAAUCUGGCGUGAGCAGCUCUACCUUUCUAGACCUCCCACACAGACAGACAGACAGACAGACGGCCACCCGCCCGUGCCCGAAACUUCGCCAGCUAGCCACCCCAUACAUCGCCGUGGGAGAUGCUUUGCUUGCCUUGCAUGGUCACCAGUCUUCCAGACACUGCCACAGGCGAUUGUUGACCAGGCAUGGCACGUGCUGCUUUCCUGAUCGAUCAAAUCACACACACAAGCGAGAAGCACUGAAAUGAGCGGUUUGGUGAAUGGAUCGAGGCUGGCUGGCUGGGCUGACCGACCUGCCUCCCAGAGUAUCUCGCCGCUGCAGCCGUACUGGGCGCUGUUGCAGACACAGGCGGUCCGCCGCAGGAACAGCGGGCACGACCCGGGGCAGCAGAAGACAGCUGCACGCAGGCAGGGGUGCGUGUGUGUGUGUGUGUGUGUGUCGUUGGGUGGUGUCGCUUUAGUUACCUACCUAGGUUGUAGAGCAGGCUUCGCGAAAAGGGGCUGCCAUUGGACAUCGAUGUGUUCUGCACCGGCCAAGGAAAAUCAGUGGUUCGGCUGGGGUGGGCUGUGCGUCUUGUGUCAAACUCUCUGGUUGGUACCCACUUACUUUGAGGUAUGUAAUUUUGUUCCAGGCAACGUUCUCCCACGUCGUCAUAUUAGUCUGCAAGAAAGACACGCGCGGCACGGCACGGCCCGGCCACACACAGACGGCCAUUCAGAGAUGCAAUCAAUCCAGGCGUUUCUCCCCCCUCGCCCGUCCCGUGCUGCGUGCUCACCACAGCAAGGAACCCAUGAUAGCACAAUAGGCAGAGAACCUGACCUCAGUCAGACACACAGCUUACUGUCCACCCCACCCAUGGCGGCCUGUCUGUCUGUCUGUCUGUGUGUGUGAUCACCAUAAGCCCGAACAGCCCCAUCACGACCAAGGCCAGCAAUAACCACACAUUGGCCGAGAACCUGAGAUGCAGACAGACCGACAGACAGACACGCCCAUAUGCACUGCCCUAGGGAGGGAGGGGAAUUCUGUGGGUGUGGGUGUCUCACCAAUCGCUGACGUCAGAUCGUUGCAUCAUCGCACGCACCGUCUGCAGCCAGCCAGAAAGCCCCCCAGCCAUCCCUCCCUGUCUGUCUGUCUGUCUGUGUCACGGUGUAGUUGUUGCGUGUCCUGUCCCCAACGUACCUCUGCCAUGACCCAGAGCAGCUCGACGGACUGGAAGAACAGGUACCAAAAAAACCACACCCGAUUGCACUCGCCCACACACGUGCCUGCAUCAUGACAUCCAACACACACACACGCAUUGCUUGGGUGUGUGUGAGUGUGAGCCUGUGUCUGUCUGUCUAUCUGUCUGUCUGUCGCCCACCGAGCCACGGGCAGUGGUGAUCGUGUGUGCGGACGCACUUGCCACAAUCACGACAAUGCUUCGUCCUCAACGGCUGGUGGGGAUAGAAUGACCCCACCACACACACACACACACACACACGUGUCUGUCCACACUAGUGAGUACGAUUGUUCACGGUAGGUAUGAUCGAUGUCCACCUGGUAGACUUUACAGGUAGGGCAGAACCUCAGCUUGAAUCCACACUGGUAGGCCGCAUCGGUCCUGCCCUCGCCCGUCCCACCGCCACCAGCCUUGCCCUCACCCCUUCCCCGACCAUUGAUAGGCUGCCUCUCGGCGGGGUCGCAGCACUCCCCCAUCUCCACGUCAUCGUUAUCCUGACACCCCCGGCCCAUCCCCACCCCCCGGCCGCUGCCCAUGGAGGCUGCUGCCGCCGCAGACUCCCUCUCCCUCUCCCUGGCCCGCCCCCUGCUGCUCAUUGAUGGCGAGAUGAUGUGUGGGUGGGGGAGGGGUGGGGCGGGGUGGUGGUGGUGGCUAUGAUGGCCGUUCAUCUCGUGACAGGCCUGCUGGCCGGCGUGGACCACUGCCGACGCCGCACUGACCGCUGCGGUGGUCAUGGCCGUGGCCGUGACGGUGGCCGUGCCCGUGAGAGCGUUGCGGCAGACAAUCGCGCCUCUCACGGCCUGCCUCACAGAGGACUCAGGGUCUUCUGCGUAGCGGUAGAGAGCCGAUGGCACGUGGUGGGUCUCCUUAGGGACUUCACGGUCCUUGUCCUUGCCGUCAGCGUCACACUCGUCCAGCUCCUGCUCGUCAAUGUCGUCAUCGGCCGACUCGUCAGACCCGCUGUAGGUCGAAUCCACGGCAGCCGCCCGAGGCGAGCCGGGCCCGGCAGUCGCCUUGCCUAUCGUCCGGGCGUCCCGGGUCGCCGCCGCCUUGCCGCUGCGCAUGGCAAUCAGCUGCCAGCCGUGCUUUCGCCGGUCUGCUGCCCGGGCUAGCUCGGCCGCCGUCAGCAGAUACCCACUGGGAACGAACGGAAUAUAUAAAAGACAGCAGAGAGUGACCACAGGAUAAUGUACAUGCCAGCAUGCAGUAAGUCAUCACACACCACCGGCUCAGCCAGUGGCUGGUGCAGUCUAAGCUUAGCUCUUACGGGUCGCAGAGUGAUGCCCUGAGGUAGAUGACGACGGUGAGGAGGAUGACCGCCCAGAGGAGGAUGUUAUACAAGGUGGGGUGCUGUAUCACCCAGAGGUGGGUGGCGUGGAGGACCACGUCAGUCAGGAUGAGGGCGCGGAGACCCAGCACCAGCAGCGGGCUGUAGUUGACGUCCUUUGUGCAGGGCUCUGGCCCGUCCAUAAGCUGACUGAUCUCGACGCACUUCCUCAGAGUGGCCUUCAGCACCCGUCAGCAAAGAAAUCAACAAAAAUAAGAGCAGGCGCAGAGCACAGCCGCUUCAGGCUGCCGUCGAUGCUGCCAUUGACGAUGAUUGAGAGCCAAUUGUUGAGAGCUUAGAAAAAGCCCUUGAUCAACUUUGCCAAAGAGAAGGUCUUCAACUUUGAUUCACCGCCAUGGCGCCGUCAGCAAG
This is a messenger RNA of Vitrella brassicaformis, 3265 nucleotides long. The record is from the annotation of a GenBank genome assembly. NCBI's taxonomy places the organism in Eukaryota, Vitrellaceae.